UCAACUAUCCUUCCUGCAGAGGUUUUCAGCUAGCUCGAUAUUUUUUUUGGCAGCCUGACACAUUUAUUGUAACUAGAAUUUUAAGAAAAUACCACCCAAAACGAGCAUGUCCUUGAGGGAAACACAUGACCUUACACUCAUCCCCAGAGAGGCACAGCACCAUGUGCUGACUACCCUCCCAAUUAGAGAAUUCAGUCUUACAGGAGAGUUCCCAUGUAUUUGGGACUCCCAGUAGAUGUUAAUAUAUUACGCAUGAGUCUGCAGUCUGACCUUUGACUCUGAGAAGUUCCGGUUGUGAGUCGAGCCAAGCAACGGGGUCAGAGCAGAGACACACUCCCAGCAGCAAACAAGUGUGACAGCCACAUUGCUCUCACAAGCCACCCAGCCUUGAAUUUCCAAACAGACCUUUUCAUGAUGGAGACGGAGCAAACAGCUGCGAGUUGUCAUGCCCCGGGCCAAACUUCUGUCAGGACCUGGCUCUCCUCCAGCAUAAGAGCAGCACCCCGGACACCCAGUGACACCACCUCGCGUUUCCAUGGAGACGGGGUUCGCUACAAAGCCAAGCUGAUCGGCGUUGAUCCGGUACCCGAUGCCCAGGGAGAAAAGAUGUGCUGGGACUCUAUGAUGAAGCUGAAGGGCUUUGAAGCAGCAGCAAGGAAACAAGGGAAACACAAGCAGAGAGUUUGGUUGAAAGUUUCCUCCAGUGGCCUGAGAAUCGUGGAUGAAAGGACCGGGGCUGUACUUUAUGACCAUGACAGGAGCAGGAUCAGCUCUUUGACGAAAGAUAAGUCUGACCCCAGAGCUCUGGCCUAUGUCUCCCAGCACCAAGACACUUACUGCCUCUUCUACAUCAAGAUGGCCAACCUGGUGACAGCACACAGUACUACAUGUCAUGCAGAUCCGGUCCUGGUUGACAUUGAGGAGGUUUGUCAGAAUGUGGACCAGGAGACGCCACAAGAAGCUGCAGAAGCCCCGACACAAAACAAUUCCUUACUGCUACUAAGUGAGAGUUCAGCCCCUCCAGCUGAGGAACCAGCUUUUGAGGAUGUUUUCAGUCCACGACCGGAUUCUUCAUCAGGACACUCAAACCAGGCCUCUUUUAGUAAUGAGUUGAUGGAAGUCUUCUCCAUCCAGAAGGAGGAGCCAUUGAUGGCCAACCAGAGCACCAGUCAGCCAGAGCCUCCACAGCCAACGCUCAACGCCUCUGAGAUCCUCUCCCUGUUCCCCACACAGCCAGUCGGGGGCUCUCCAUACUGCUCUCCCCCAUACUCUCCCACCAGCACCUGGGGCCAGCAGGGGCUCCUGGGAAAUCAGUGGGCAGGUCCAGCUGCGGCGCCCUGGCCCACAAUGCCCAGCAGUAUGGCAUCAUGGGCACCAACAGGCAUGGCAGCGCCCCAUACAGGCGGCCAGAAUCUGGCUCAGGGGCCUCAGCCAGGAGUCAUGGGGGGAGGAAACACACUUGCUUCACCCACUGCUGUCAGCGGGUACUCCACCCCUUUAAACUCUUUCUACGCCCCUGCUGGAGCAACAGGACCACUGCAGUCAGUGUCCGCCUCCUUAGACCAGAAUCCCUACCUGUGAUGAACUGGUUAAAAUGGGAAAAUUGUUAUUAAAUAGAAAAUCGCUGCUUAUUGAGAACCAUGUUAAUUACAAUUUAAUUUAUUUUUUUAUUUGCACAUGUAAUCAAAUAUUUGUGUUGCUAUUCAAGUAAACUGGAAGAUUUAAACAAUCAAACAUGUGAGUCAGAGUUACGGUUUAACAAAUACUGUCUGUUUAAACUGGACAAACAAAACAGUUUCACUGCUCUUCUCUCAUAAAAAUAAUAGAUAGUUGAAAUCGCAAAGUAUUAUUAAUAUUAAUCAAUACUAAUCAUGUUAAUUUCACCUGCUCAUACUCAGUAUGUUCUGUUUUAUGAGUUUUACCUGAUACUUCAAACUCAUUUAUUGUCUUUAUUUGGUUUCUACAUGUUACUUUGCUUUUUCUGUAUCAAAUAAACUGCAAUUUUUAAAAGUUUUCUUCAGGUUUGCUCAUACACUGGACAUGCAGAAUAAAAUACAGAACAUACAAGGUAGCUCAUUAAACUUU
Messenger RNA from Sander lucioperca (pikeperch), 2085 nucleotides. Its product is annotated as disabled homolog 2-like. NCBI's taxonomy places the organism in Eukaryota, Metazoa, Chordata, Actinopteri, Perciformes, Percidae. The coding region runs from base 412 to 1581 and encodes 389 amino acids. The transcript has 10 exons. The record is from RefSeq and is a predicted model, not a curated record.